GAAGUAGCAUACGUCAUCCCGCUAACUUCAUAUGUUGGGGACAUGUUAACGGUCGGGUGGUUUCGGGUUUCUGUCGGCUGUUUUCGGCAUUUUUCGGUCGUUCUGUGACCGACUUUUGGUCCCGAAGGUGUCUGUCUGCUGUGACGUCACCAUGGUCCUCAAGUACCUGCUGUCAGCUCUCGUGAACAAAGCUCAGGUGGUGGAGAAACUGUCCGAGUCUCUUCCGGUCCGCAGCGCCGCGAAGCUCACCGCCCUGGCCGUGCUGAGAGCGCAGGAGGCCGGCAGAGAGGCCGCGGGCCGCGCGCUCAGCUCUCGGACGGUCCAGCAGAUCCGACGGGAGGCCGCGGAGGUUACGAGGGGACCGGGAGACCUGAGCCAGAAGGCCCGAAGGAUCCGGGAGUCCCUGGUGGAGGACGUUAGAGACGGUUUGACCGAGGCGAGUCGGUCUAAACAAUUGAACCGGUCCAAACAAGUCAGACACAGGAAGGACUGAUGCUACAUCCGGCAUGAACUUUCAAAAUUAAAGCAUGCUCAACGGUUUGGGGGUUUUGAAAGACACUGGAAUAUUUAAGCUUUUGUGAUUAAUAUUCUGGUCAUUACAGGUUUGUUUUUUGUUUCAUGAUCAUUAAAAAUCUUUGACUAGA
Cheilinus undulatus (humphead wrasse) is the source of this 644-nucleotide messenger RNA. RefSeq names its product protein NCBP2AS2-like. The record is from RefSeq and is a predicted model, not a curated record. The coding region runs from base 152 to 493 and encodes 113 amino acids. Lineage: Eukaryota; Metazoa; Chordata; Actinopteri; Labriformes; Labridae. The transcript has a single exon.